CCACGAGAAGGCACUGUUUAUUAACAAUUCUUCGCGAUCUCGCCAGUUUUUAACAAAUAAACAGAGAACCGUACGUUGCGGUUUCUUAAAAUUUAUUAAAAGACAAGGACGGAGUGCGUCGAACGAUUUUCUCGGUGAUACGAAUAUAAAAAGAUAGUCGAUGAGUCAAAUGUAAAGCAGGAGUGCGUAUACGAUUAUGGUAGCGAGCGAUAGUGAGCGUACCGAGGCUGGUGACGCAUUUCGCUGACAGAGAACGACGUCGCGAGUUUGUGUCACUGUCCACAGUACGAUUAGUGGGUGCUGCUCAGUAUCAUUUUUUCUGGAAUUGCACAAGAUGUCAUGAUCGACUGAACUCCAUCGGACAUAAUUUCGUGGAAAAUGUAGAGAGAUCUUAAUUGUUCUCCGAGAAUUAGAUCUACGGUGUCUCUCGUAUGGCGAAUUAGCGUGCUCCAAUCCUCGCGAUUCUUCCUCACCGGUAGUUCUUUUUUGUUUCUCUUCAUUCUCUGUGCUUUUAACAAUUGUUAGUACGGGACGUGACAGUUCCACGUGGGCAGUUAUCAGCGAGUUCCAGCGAGCCGAUAUGAACGGGCGUGCGUCGAUGAGAAACUGUGGAGUCGGAGGAAUGCGAUCGACCCGGCCGAAUCCCUCACCGAUCUGACAGAUCGCUAUGCCAUUAUGAAUGCCACGGAAGGCAACGUUAGCGUUAACAACGACAGUGGGAACGGUCAUAAGACUCACGGUGGCGGCGGCGGCGGCGGCGGCGGUGGCGCGGUUCGUCUUCAAAACGUGAUCGGCAAGCAAACGGCCAGCAGCGGCUGCGUGCGCAAAAUGAGCACCAUGCCCGAGGAGGAGGAUACCUCGGACGACGUGGAUGCUGACACGAGGAGCAGAACGCAGCGGCAACGGAUGAUCCAUCAGGAUGCCGACUCUGAUUCCCAAUCGGAAGAAAGAGGCCGUCUAUUGAGCAGCGGCGACGCAAGAAAGAUCGGCAUCGCCGGUAAAAGGAUACCGCGGCACGACAGCACAGGAAGCAUCCACUCGCGGCUGCAGCCGUCGAAAUCCGGCGAGCAGAUCCUCCUGUCCGACGGUCGCAUCCUGAGGGAAGUCCGAGACGUUCCGCAGAACGUCCGAUCCUCGCGGCCGUCGCAUCGUUGCUCCAGCGUCAGAUCGGUCAAGUCCAACCCGACCAUGGAUGAGCAUCAUCAUCAUCUCGGCCACUAUCAACAUCCGUCGGCUGCUAGGUGGGCCUCGAUCGUGUUCUCCGACGCGAACGGCCAGACUCAGGUGCGUCCGUUCCCGGAUUCCGUCUCGAUCAGGUCGUUGGCGUCUAUCGGGAUGGGAUCGUCCGAUGGGAGGAAGCUUACGAUAAGACGGGUUCCUACGUCGCCCUCGGAAUUACUUAACAUGGUCCAUCCGCCUCCAUCGUUGGAAGACGAUCUGUCGGUGUGCACCAGCUUCGAUGACGCGGACGCCGAGGAUCCAGGAGAUUACAGGCAACCGAGACGGCCUCACUGGGCCAACAAAGUACAAUUUGUACUCGCCUGCAUAAGCUACUCCGUCGGCCUAGGGAACGUUUGGAGAUUCCCAUAUCUAUGCUACAAAAGCGGCGGUGGUGUCUUCUUGAUACCAUACUUCUUGAUAUUAGUGGUAUGCGGGGUACCGUUACUGUACAUGGAACUCAGUAUAGGUCAAUUUACGAGAAGGGGACCUAUCGGUGCUCUCGGGCAAAUUUGUCCCUUGUUCAAGGGAGCCGGUCUGUCAUCGGUAGUGAUUUCCUUUCUAAUGUCGACUUACCACAAUGUGAUUAUCGCCUACGCGAUAUAUUACUUCUUCGCCGCGUUUCGAGCCAGACAACCGUGGUCGGACUGCAACAACUCGUGGAACACCGUAGCCUGUUGGCUGCCAACUUAUAGCGGGAUCGAAAACAGAACCAGGCCCAACGCUUCGAGAACGCCAUCCGAAGAAUUUUUCGACAACAAAGUACUGCAGAUCAGCAAAGGGAUUGAGGAAUCCGGAGCCCUCAGAUGGGAACUGGCCGCCUGUUUGAUCACAGCUUGGAUUCUGGUUUACUUCUCGGUAUGGAAGUCCAUAAAAUCAUCGGCCCAAGUCAGAUACCUGACUGCCACGCUUCCCUUUUUGUUGAUCGUCGUGUUCCUGGCGCGGUCCCUCACUUUGGAGGGCGCGGAGAAGGGAUUGAGGUUCUUUUUCCACCCCCGUUGGGAAUUGUUAGGCGACGCCAAGGUUUGGAUAAACGCGGCCGCACAGAUAUUCAAUUCCGUGGGCAUAGCGUUCGGCUCGAUGAUCUGUUUCGCGAGUUACAACAAGUUCCACAACACCAUCUUGGUAGACAGCGUGGCCGUCUCGUUGAUAAAUGCGUUCAGUAGUUUACUGGUAGGGAUAUUCUCGUUCGCUACCAUCGGAAACAUCGCUCUCGAGCAGAACAUGUCGGUGGAAGCCGUGUUGACAGAUGGACCGGGCCUGGUAUUCGUGGUAUACCCACAAGCCUUAGCCAAGAUGCCAGCCUCCCAAAUUUGGGCCGUGUUAUUCUUUUUCAUGUUCGUCUGCCUCUCUUUGAACAGUCAGUUCGCGAUCAUGGAGGUGGUCGUAACAUCCAUACAGGAUGGUUUCCCGAAUUUUGUGAAGCGUCACCUGGUUUGCCACGAGAUGUUAGUGCUUUUGGUCUGCGUUAUAUCAUUUUUGUUGGGCCUGCCUAACAUUUCACAGGGCGGAAUAUACUUUUUCCAACUGAUAGACCACUACGCGGCCUCGAUAUCGAUCAUGUUCCUGGCGUUUUUCGAGGUAAUCGCUAUUUCGUGGUUCUACGGUGUACGUAGACUGUGCAACAACGUUAAAGAGAUGACCGGGAGGCUACCGUCUUUGUAUUUCCGAUUCUGCUGGCUGAUAGCUGCACCGCUUCUCAUCAUGGCCGUCUGGGUAUUCAGCCUGAUCGAUUACGAGUCGCCGACCUACCGCAACGGCGAGUAUAAGUAUCCGGUAUGGGCAGAGGCUAUAGGAUGGGGAAUCGCGUCGCUCUCUCUAAUUUGCAUCCCGGCAUUGGCCAUUUACGAAUUCCUCAGAGCGAACGGCAACACUUACGCCGAGAAACUGAGGAAUUCCAUAAAGCCGCAUUUUGAGGCCUGCAAGAUCUGCGGACAAGAAUACUGCAUCGAACCGCUUCACAGUUUCGAGGACGACGUUAUCAAGGACCAACAGGAUGCAAAUAUACAGUUGAACAUGAACGGUUCGUUAUUAAAAUCCCAGACGUGAUUCAACUAGGAUUUUCAACUGACGUAGGACAAUUUUUAAUAAACCGAAUAGAAGAAACAAUAAUUUUUUUUAUAGCAGUUAAACGUUAUAUUUUCUUUACACGUAUGAUUUGGAAAUAAAAAAUUUAAUGACAGUCCUGUCCAAAGCAAUUGCAUUGUCAUCGUCGAUCAAUGUCUCUCGGAAUCUUAAAAUAAUUUUAGUCGUUACAAUUGCUACAUGACGUUGAUAAAUUAAUUACUCAUUGCUUCGAGUAGGAUAUUGUGAAAUACAUACAGUACAUGUAGAUAUGUAGAAAUUUCACUUUAAAUCAACGAAGGACUUACAUUAUUACAUCGUAUGCUAAGUAAUUAAUGAGUACAAAUUCCGAUAGAUAUUUAAGUGUACGUAGUAUAGAGAUUUUUAAAGAUUAAGUUUAAAUAAUAAAGAAUAUUAGUAGAACGACAAUAAGAAUAGGAGCGAAGCACUCGUAAUGAUAGUAACUAUAGACAGCAAUAAUAUAAGCUUACCGUCAACGUUUUACUACACGUGAUUAGAAUACUAUACGUAACUUAAGGAUGUAUUGGCUAUACAGUCAAUCCCAAAAGUUUAUGUACUUUAGAAAAACGCAUUUCCUAUAAUUAAAAAGAAAUCAGACGUCGGAAAAAUACAUGUAGCCUAUACAUCCUUAAAACGAAGCACGCGUUGCGCAUCGACUGAACCAUAAGCAAUGUAAGUCAGCGUAAACGAAAAUUAUACUCUUUAAAUGUGGAUCGAUUAGAGGAACACUCGAAAUAUGUAAUUAUUUAAAACUGUAAUAAAUUAUUCACAAUUUA
Ceratina calcarata is the source of this 4079-nucleotide messenger RNA. RefSeq names its product solute carrier family 6 member inebriated (gene ine). The record is from RefSeq and is a predicted model, not a curated record. Lineage: Eukaryota; Metazoa; Arthropoda; Insecta; Hymenoptera; Apidae. Gene Ontology annotation, biological process: nitrogen compound transport; sodium ion transmembrane transport; amino acid import across plasma membrane. Bases 676 to 3267 code for a protein of 863 amino acids. The transcript is spliced from 13 exons. Gene Ontology annotation, cellular component: plasma membrane. Gene Ontology annotation, molecular function: amino acid:sodium symporter activity.